Mirounga angustirostris (Northern elephant seal) is the source of this 4744-nucleotide messenger RNA. Its product is annotated as serine/threonine-protein phosphatase 4 regulatory subunit 1-like. Gene Ontology annotation, biological process: protein dephosphorylation. Bases 30 to 2885 code for a protein of 951 amino acids. Gene Ontology annotation, molecular function: protein phosphatase regulator activity; protein binding. Lineage: Eukaryota; Metazoa; Chordata; Mammalia; Carnivora; Phocidae. The record is from RefSeq and is a predicted model, not a curated record. The transcript has 20 exons.
GAGGACCCCGCCUCCUGGCCCAUCCCAAGAUGGCGGAGAUCCCUCUGUACUUUGUGGACUUGCAUGAUGACUUAGACGAUUAUGGAUUUGAAGACUACGGCCCAGAUCGUGACAGCAUGAGGGUAACGGCCUUUCUGGACAUCCCAGGCCAGGAUAAUCUGCCUCCCCUCGCUCGCCUGGAAAAGUAUGCUUUCAGUGAGAACAUCUUCAACCGUCAGAUUAUUGCCAGAGGGCUGCUCGAUGUCCUCCGGGACUUCAGUAACAAUGAGGAGGACUUCUUAACGGUAAUGGAAAUCGUGGUCAGAUUGGCAGAAGAUGCAGAGCCCACAGUGCGGACUGAGCUGAUGGAACAGAUUCCUCCUAUUGCUGUUUUUUUACAAGAAAACAGAUCAAAUUUUCCAGUGGUGCUCUCUGAAUAUCUCACACCGAUUGUAGUGCGGUACCUCACGGAUCCAAACAACCAGGUUAGAAAAUCAAGUCAGGAAGUACUCUUGAUUCUUCUGGAACAAGAUCUAAUUUCCCAACAUGAUAUUGAAAACAAAGUGUGUCCAAUCCUGCUGGCACUCUCUGCCCCAGACAGUGAUGACGAAUAUAAAGCAGAAGCUGUGAACAUAAUCUGCAAACUGGCUUCCAUGCUGAGCAAGAGCACAGUUGAAAGCCUGCUGCUGCCUCGAUUCUGCGAAUUGUGUGGUGAUGGGAAGUUCUUUCAAGUCCGGAAGGUGUGUGCUACAAAUUUUGGUGAUAUUUGUCACGCCGUUGGACAAGAAGCCACUGAGAAAUUUUUGAUCCCAAAAUUUUUUGAGCUCUGCUCAGAUAAUGUUUGGGGGAUGCGAAAAGCCUGCGCAGAGUGCUUCAUGGCGGUGUCCUACAGCGCGUCCCCCGAGGUCCGCAGAGCCCAGCUGUCACCCCUCUUCAUCAAGCUCAUCAGCGACCCCUGCCGAUGGGUGCGCCAGGCUGCCUUCCAGUCCCUGGGCCCCUUCAUUUCCACCUUUGCGAACCCCUCCAGGGCCGGCCUCUAUAUUCGAGAAGACGGCACCCUGAGCAUCCGACCACCAGCUCGGGAUUUGGACUCUGCUCUCGCCUACGGGUCACCCCGUGCGGGCAGUUGUGGUAACACUUCCUCAGCCUGUUCCACGAAGCUGGUACACACGGAGCCGGACCUGCCCACGGAGGGCGCAUCAACAGGAACCAGCGAUCUCCUGCACAGCAGUAGCUCCUCUGGUGGCCUCAUGGCAAACUCAGUGGAAGAUUCUGCCUUGCCUGGAGCUGAGUCAGCCAGGCUUUCCCCGGAGGCCGGUGCCUCCCUGAAGCUCCUUGAUGGGGACAACCUCCCCAUCCACUGCCACCCUGGACUGGGCUACUCUACCUGCCCAGAGAGUCCUGAGGAUGUAUUCAGUAAUUUCCUUUAUUGGCGAACUCCUCUCCCUGACAUAAGCAAGGACCUAGAGCUAUUGCUGAGUGAGGCUGGGCCCCAGGAAAAGGGCUGCAGCAGGCCCGAGACCGUGCACCACAGCUGUGUGGCCCGGAGCGAGAUUCAGAAAGUCCUCGAUAGUCUGCAGGAGCAUCUGAUGAAUGAUCCGGAUGUUCAAGCUCAGGUCCAGGUCUUAUCAGCUGCUCUGAGAGCCGCACAGCUUGACUCUGUGAAUGAGCCCGAGCACCAGCCGAUGGAAGGUCGGCAUGAGGGGUCCGUUUCUGACCCCAGCCCUGCCUCGGACAAUCAGACGGCUCUGUCGGCUUCAUCAUCGCAGAAGGAGCUCUCCGAGCCCAGGAUAUUACAAAGCACAGACCCGGGCAAACCCUGCAGUGGGGCCGUUGACCAGCUGGAGAUGGAGCAGAGGCAUCUCCCUGCCCCACUUGAGGAGAAUAAAUCUAAAUUACAGGAUAUAAUACCUCAACCCCUGCUCGAUCAGUAUGUGUCGAUGACCGACCCCGCUCGCGCCCAGACUGUCGACAUUGACAUAGCCAAACACUGCGCCUACAGCCUCCCCGGGGUGGCGCUCACCCUGGGCAGGCAAAAUUGGCACUGCCUGAGAGACACGUACGAAACGCUGGCUUCCGACGUGCAGUGGAAGGUGCGUCGGACCCUGGCCUUCUCCAUCCACGAGCUGGCCGUGAUUCUCGGGGACCAGCUCACAGCAGCUGACCUGGUGCCCGUCUUCAAUGGAUUUUUAAAGGACCUGGAUGAAGUACGAAUAGGAAUUCUUAAACACCUGUAUGAUUUUCUAAAGUUGCUUCAUGAAGACAAGAGGAGAGAAUAUCUUUAUCAGCUUCAAGAAUUUGUAGUGACCGAUAACAGCAGGAAUUGGAGGUUUCGAUAUGAACUAGCAGAACAGCUGAUACUCAUUUUGGAACUCUAUAAUCCCAAUGAUGUUUAUGAUUACUUAAUGCAUAUUGCCUUAAAGUUGUGUGCAGAUAAAGUUUCUGAAGUUCGGUGGAUCUCCUUCAAACUAGUGGUGGCCAUUCUGCAGAAGUUCUACUCCCACAGUGAGCGCGCACUGGGGUUAAAUUUCAUCAGUGAGCUCAUCGUAAGGUUCCGGCACUGCGCUAAGUGGGUUGGAAGGCAAGCUUUCGCUUUCAUUUGUCAGGCGGUGGUGAACGAGGAGUGCAUCCCUGUGGACCAGUUUGUUGAACACUUGCUCCCCAGCCUUUUAAGCCUUGCCUCAGAUCCUGUGCCAAAUGUGAGGGUUCUGCUGGCCAAAGCUCUGCGUCAGACGCUGUUGGAAAAGGCGUACCUGAGAAAUGCCGGUAACCCUCAUCUUCAAGUCGUUGAAGAGACCGUCCUGGCUCUGCAGUCAGACCGGGACCCAGAUGUGUCCUUUUUUGCCACCCUGGAACCAAAGCGGCGGAGCACCGCAGACAGGCCUGUGCUGGCAGAACGGAAUUAGCCGCCCUGGGAUCCCGCGCGCCGCGGCCACGUUGUUCGUGGCCACGUACCUCUCACCCCCGCUUGUCAGGGGUCUGACUGUGCCACACCUUCCGAGGGAAGAAAGAUUUCUGAAACUUUGAGGGUGGGCACUCAAAUGACCCCUUUCCCAUCCGCCGCCCCAGGGACUGCACCUGGGACGGGCACCACCCUCUGCGCCCCUGCCUGCUGAUCGGGAUGCCCGCGACAAGGCUGUAGCCCCAGGUGGCUAGCUGGGCACGGGGGUCUCCCCAUAGCAUCAGAUCGCCUUCUCCAUGACAGACUGACUAUACUGUUUAAAGCCCCCUUCCUCCCAAAAUAAAGUAGUUUAUUAGGAGCUUUUAAGUCUUUAAGAGACUUGCAUAUUUGGCUUCCCUCAUGCUUUCCUGUAAAAUAUAGUUUAUGGUAUUACAUUUUAUUUUUAACUGAAAUAAUGUACAUAUGUAAAUAACUCCUGACAGGAAGAAAAUAUAUUAAUGUAAUAUUAGCCUCCUAUCAGUGAACAGAACAAAUACAUCAUUUAAAUUUAUGCUCCACUUUGAAGUGCUGCAAAUAUAGCCCAAUUUGUUUACUUUUGGAAAAUGUGAUAGUUAAGGAAAUGUACUAAAGAAUGAUUUAUGGCAGUCUUUCUAAUGCUGUACUUUUGUAUAAACUGUACUUGGAACUUUUCCUCAGGCACUUGUCCCUCCCCUUCUUGCGGUGACUGUAUUCAUAAAGCUGUACUGGCCUUUGACAGAGGCAGAAAGUAGAAAGAUUUUUCAUUCUUACAUGGAUUUAUUAUCCUAUGUUUAAGAAUGCAGGAGGGAAAUUGAUCAUUGGGAUGCACGGACACUGACUUUAUAGCUAAUGCUUUAGAAUCUUUAACAGACUAGGAACCCACAGUUCUGAUCAGUCCAUAUACUUGUCAGGGAUUUGGGAGUUAAAUUAUGACACUCUUCAAUUUGACUUAAGUACACCGAAUUUAGAUUUCAUGCUUUUAAAAUUUAGACUAAGAUGCUCUAGAACUUAAACAGGGCUUUUGUGAAUAAUUUGAGAUUCUAUAAACGUUUCAUUAAGUUCUGUAUAACAUGUAGGCUCAUGUUAUUUUUCUUGCUUCUAUUUUUAAUCUUCUUGCAAGCAGGCAUAAAGGAAGGAAGGAGUGGCCCAUUUGGGGUUCAAGAGCUGGCCGCAAAGGGCAUGUUGCUAUUGCCAUUCUUUCCUUGGAUCUUUUUCUUGUCUGUCUUGUCUUUUCUUUCUCCCUUUUUUAAAAAUAAAAUUUCUGGAGCUAUAUAUUGAAUUUCCUGGUGUACAGGAUGUUGUCCCCCUCCCCCAAAUUCCACUGAGCUGAUUCUUUAAAAAGAAAGGAAGGAAUCUAUACUGUGCCAAAGAAAAUAAGGUACAUGUGUGAGAAUUUCAAAUUGUAACCCAGGGUAGCAUUUGGGCAACUCCAGCAGAGCGUGAGCUAAUAAAUUGUGGAGGCUACGUAUUAAGAGAAACAAAAAUCAAUCAGUCCAUUUUGUGUUCAAUACUUGCCUAACGUAAAUAGAUGGAGACAUUGUUUUGCUUCAGUAACAAACAAUUUUUAAUUUUUUUAUUGUCUAGAAAUUGCGAUUGUCAUAUUGUUAAAAUCUGUUGACCUGGCAACAAGUAGAAUUAUUCACCUGGAAUUUUGUAUUCUGUGCAGAGCUUCACUUUCCAUUAAGGAAAAAAAAAAUAACCUCAGUCUGUGUUGUGAUGUGUACAAUUUGCAUGCUGAAACAAAUGUGCUUGUAGAGACUCUGGUAAAAAAAUCCAACCUUAAAAAGUUCAGCUUAUACACUAAAAAUGGUCUAUAACUUAAUAUGAAUGCCUUUCCAGUGCAAA